UUUAUUUGUUUGUAACAAAACAUUACUCGCCUUUAAAAUUAUUGACUGGUUUAAUCGGAAAUUAAAAUACUUUAUGCGAUUUCGUUACUGAAACACUUAAUAUAAAAGAUGUUUUAAUUUUAUUUCGAUGCAAAGCAGUCUGACGUAAAGUGUCGUAGAACCUUUAGAACGGCAGAAGGCGUAAGUUAGGGUAAGGUAAAAUGCCCAGAUAUGCAGUUUGGCUUCUUGUUUUUGUUUUUGUGAUAUAUGCUUUCAUUUGGCCUGUACUUGCUGGUUUUGAAAAGUAUUGUAUGUCACAGACAGAACGGUAUGGCGGUCAUAAAGAUGGAAUUUGUGGAGACGAAUUAUCGCUUGUCGUUACUCUUGUGUGUGAAGGAAAGUUUAGUCUACCUAAAAAGCGCUCAGUUGACCAUAAAAAUUCUAAUGAAGAUAUUUUCCCAAGGUUUUCACCACUACAAGGACAAAUCCUGGGUAAAAGAAAUGCACUAUCAUAUCUUGGAAAGAGUAAAAGAUUUUAUGAUUAUGGAAGUUCGUACCAAGGAAUAGUAUGUGAAUGUUGCUACAAUCAUUGCAGUCUAGAUGAGCUUUCACAAUACUGUCUCUUGGACAAGAAAGAUUCAUAACAGCAGCAGACGACAACAUCGAAAAUGUACUGCGAGGAAUUCGUUAUCUACAUAAAAAGACAGAAGUGUUAGUAAAACCAGAAUAUUGUCCUUGUACCAACUUUUGUAUAAUUGAAUUAUCUCGAGACAUUUAAGUGUAUAAUGUGAUGGUAACUGUAGUACAUGUUGUAUGAACGCAAUUGUGCACCUUACACAAAAGACACACUAAACAAA
Messenger RNA from Mytilus trossulus (common blue mussel), 836 nucleotides. Its product is annotated as con-Ins Im1-like. Bases 201 to 623 code for a protein of 140 amino acids. The transcript is spliced from 3 exons. Gene Ontology annotation, cellular component: extracellular region. The record is from RefSeq and is a predicted model, not a curated record. Gene Ontology annotation, molecular function: hormone activity. NCBI's taxonomy places the organism in Eukaryota, Metazoa, Mollusca, Bivalvia, Mytilida, Mytilidae.